GGCGGACCUAUCGUCGAGUAACAUAGAAGGGGCCACACUUUUUGGCUGCAAAAUGGUUUGCGCUAAUCUGGAAAAUUGCAAUCUUAGGGGUACAAAUAUGGAGGAACCGCACGGAAAUAGGACUAAUAUGGAAGGAGUGAAUCUAAAAGGGGCUAAUCUGGAGGGAAGUCAAAUGGCAGGGGUUAACCUCAGGGUUGCGACUCUGAAGAACUCGAAUUUGCAAAACUGUGAUCUUAGAGGGGCGGUGUUGGCCGGCGCUGAUUUAGAAAACUGUGAUCUUUCGGGCUCUGAUUUACAUGAG
This is a messenger RNA of Medioppia subpectinata, 301 nucleotides long. The record is from the annotation of a GenBank genome assembly. Lineage: Eukaryota; Metazoa; Arthropoda; Arachnida; Sarcoptiformes; Oppiidae.